GUGCCAAAACACAAACCUGAUGCAAGAAAACCUAGUCUUACCAAAGAUGUGCCAACCCCUGAGAAUGAAGGUCAAAUGAAAACUGCCAACACUUCUUCAGCUGCCAAUACUUUGCUUACUGCCAAAGCCAGCAAUGGUCAGAGUAGUGAUGGGCGAAGUUUUAGUCUCAUGAAUUCUCUCCUAAAUCUCUCACACAGUGCAGACAGUCGGGUAGCUGUUAAGGCUUGUGAGGGCCUGAUGUUGUGUGCUAGUUUACCGGAGGAGACAGCUGCCACGUGUAUCGUCCACGAAACAGCCUUCUGUACCGAGAUGAGUCAGAGGCUCAUAGAGGCAUAUCUCAAACUACCGUCUUUCAUAAGUCCUGUGGAUCUCGAGAAUGUAGAGGCCAAAUGGGGCUUAGAUGUCAUCACAGAAAGUGAGGAUCAUAAGACAUUUCUAGGAAAGCGCCAUCUAGUGAGUUUUCUCUCCUGGCUGGAUUAUUGUGAUCAGCUGAUUUCUGUCUCCAAUCCAAUGGUAGCCAAAAACCUGGCCAAGUCCAUCAGAGAACUGUUUCUGAAUGUUAUCAUGGAACCAUCAGUGUUACAAACGUCUGAAUCAGGUGCAAUACUAGCUACAGCGUACCUCAAUAGGUGUCUACAAACUGUGUGUUCCCCAGAACUUCUGUCUGAGUUUUGCUUCUUCAUUCUGGGAUCAGAGAGGUUACCAGAGCAGAAAGAGGAGACAACUCAACCUGGCAUCAGAGACCGACUCAUUGAGCACUGUAAUCAUUUAUCUGAAGAACUGACUUUGAUUACUCUGAAGUUGUUUGACACCCUCCUACAAAAGGAUGAUGAACACAUCAUACAUAACUUAGUACUACGCAAUCUGUUAGGUAGGAACUACUACAAAACUGACAGCAAUGAUAGGAAUAACCAGCAGGACAAGGGAGAAAACUCCCCAACUACAAACGGAAUCUCUGAGAAUAGUGAAGAGGACACAUCCACUGAAGCUUCAGCUAAACCAAGCCUUAACCGUUCAUCAAGUCGCACAGAAGUUCACAAGAUUGUCAACUGUUUCCUGUCCUUGCUGCCAGAGCAGUUAAAAUCCAGUUAUCAAACAGCAGACAGUGGAUAUGAUAUGUAUUUAAGAGAUGCUCACAAACAGUUUCAUCAUGUGUGUGAGAUGACUGAUCCCUGGUCUUGGCCCAGAGAACCAGUUGUCAUCAGGAGAUUUGUCAUGGAGGAGUUUUAUGAAGGAGCUUUUCUGAGAAUGUUACUAGAUAAAAUGUCCCACUUGAUGGAUCAGAGUUAUCCAGUUAACCUACAGUUGACCUCUGUUAUCUCGAGGUUGGCUCUCCUGCCACACCCUAAUCUCAGUGAGUUCCUGUUGGAUCCCUUUCUUCCCAUCAGGGAUGGUGUCAAAACUCUCUUUUCUGUCUUCCAGAAG
Saccostrea cuccullata (small rock oyster) is the source of this 1425-nucleotide messenger RNA. RefSeq names its product FHF complex subunit HOOK interacting protein 2A-like. NCBI's taxonomy places the organism in Eukaryota, Metazoa, Mollusca, Bivalvia, Ostreida, Ostreidae. The transcript has 10 exons. The record is from RefSeq and is a predicted model, not a curated record. The annotation marks the transcript as partial.